Molecule: messenger RNA, 1065 nt
Organism: Apodemus sylvaticus (European woodmouse)
Lineage: Eukaryota; Metazoa; Chordata; Mammalia; Rodentia; Muridae
Gene: Otc
Product: ornithine transcarbamylase
Exons: 10
Coding region: 1-1065 (354 amino acids)
Biological process (GO): L-citrulline biosynthetic process
Cellular component (GO): mitochondrion
Molecular function (GO): amino acid binding; ornithine carbamoyltransferase activity
Source: RefSeq, a predicted model, not a curated record
AUGCUGUCUAAUUUGAGGAUCCUGCUCAACAAUGCAGCUCUUAGAAAGGGUCACACUUCCAUGGUUCGGCAUUUUCGGUGUGGGAAGCCAGUACAGAGUCAAGUACAGCUGAAAGGCCGUGACCUCCUCACCCUGAAGAACUUCACAGGAGAGGAGAUUCAGUACAUGCUAUGGCUCUCUGCAGACCUGAAAUUCAGGAUCAAGCAGAAAGGAGAAUAUUUACCUUUAUUGCAAGGGAAAUCCUUAGGAAUGAUUUUUGAGAAAAGAAGUACUCGAACAAGACUGUCCACAGAAACAGGCUUUGCUCUUCUGGGAGGACACCCUUCUUUUCUUACCACACAAGAUAUUCACUUGGGUGUGAAUGAAAGUCUCAUGGACACUGCUCGUGUCUUAUCUAGCAUGACAGAUGCAGUGUUAGCUCGAGUGUAUAAACAAUCCGAUCUGGACACCCUGGCUAAAGAAGCAUCCAUCCCAAUUGUCAAUGGACUGUCAGACUUGUAUCAUCCUAUCCAGAUCCUGGCUGAUUAUCUUACACUCCAGGAACAUUAUGGCUCUCUCAAAGGUCUUACCCUCAGCUGGAUAGGGGAUGGGAACAAUAUCCUGCACUCCAUCAUGAUGAGUGCUGCAAAAUUCGGGAUGCACCUUCAAGCAGCUACUCCAAAGGGCUAUGAGCCAGAUCCUAAUAUUGUCAAGCUAGCGGAACAGUAUGCCAAGGAGAAUGGUACAAAGUUGUCAAUGACACAUGAUCCACUGGAAGCAGCACGUGGAGGCAAUGUAUUAAUUACAGAUACUUGGAUAAGCAUGGGACAAGAGGAGGAGAAGAAAAAGCGUCUUCAAGCUUUCCAAGGUUACCAGGUUACAAUGAAGACUGCUAAAGUGGCUGCGUCUGACUGGACAUUUUUACACUGCUUGCCUAGAAAGCCAGAAGAAGUGGACGAUGAAGUGUUUUAUUCUCCACGAUCCUUAGUGUUCCCAGAGGCAGAAAAUAGAAAGUGGACAAUCAUGGCUGUGAUGGUAGCCCUGCUGACAGACUACUCACCUAUGCUCCAGAAGCCAAAGUUUUGA